AUCGAUUUUGAUUUGAUUUGAUUUGGUUUCAAAUGAUUAAUGGAGAAGAGGAAUCAUCGGGAGUUGAUUCUCUAGAUUGUUCUGAUCAAUUACUGCAGAAGGGAAGUGGUCAGGAUGGUUCACCAGGUUCAUCGUUACAUUACUCGUCUUGUGGUGAAUCAGAGUUUGAGCGGUAUUGUAGUGCGAAUUCGGCUUUGGGAACGCCGAGUAUGUGUAGCUCUACUGGACCGUUUCAGGAUUCGUUGGAAUCUGAAUUUGAGAAUUUUAGCUUGGGACCAAGUCUAAUAAGGCUCUCUUCUUUGGAUAAUACACGAUUAGGUAAUGGAGGAAUCCGAUUUUCUCAUGGGGGUGGGUCUUGUAAUGGUAGAAGUAGUAGUGCACCCGGAUUAAUCACCGGGAAUGGUAACACUGAUAUGAAUCAAGAAACUGGUUAUGGUGAAGGUUUGUGUGGUGAUUUGGUUGGUGGUGAAGCUACAAUUGAAAAAGAUUCCGUGAAUCUGUUGGACGAAAUGGAAGAUGAGGAUAUUUUGUGUAGAUCAAAUUCACAAUACCAUACGAGUGGUAUAGAUAGAGAAGGUGGAAGUUCGAUAGAUGAUGAACAAUCUGAUGGUGAUGACUCACUUAGUGAUUCAGGUGAUCAUUCUCGUAAAUAUGUUCCACGGAAUUUUCAGUUUAAAAAGGAGCCAAAAGAUGAGAAUGAUAAUCCAUUUCUUAUCAAUUCCUCCACUGCCUUUGGUACAAAUGAUUGGGAUGAGUUUGAACUUGAAGCCACAGAACUUGUUGACACUCAAUUUGACUUCAGUGGGUUUGAGAAGCGUGAUAAAGGGUGUACUGAAAGUGAAGGGACAUCCACAGAAUUAUUUUCUGUAGCUGAACAAAAGCUUCCAGAUAUAGCUCAAGCAGGAAUGGGGGAAGAGCAUACAAAUGUAACUGUGAGCACUAGAUAUGCUCCAGAUGUAGGUGACGUCCGUGCAAAUAUUGAAGAUAUUAGAUCUAGAGAUUUAACUGUCUUGACUCAAAGGGAGCAAGGUAACGUAGCAAGAGACAGCAUAACUGCCAGAGAUUUUGGAGACCUGAGCGCUGAAGUUAAAACCUUAGUGUUUCGUCAAUCACUGGUAACAGAUGAAUCUCUCCGUGACAGUUGUCUUAGCAACAGUCAAACUGAAGAUAGACCUGUAGCCAUGAAUUACAUUCAAUCUUGUAGCGCUGACGACAUCCUAGAUAUUAUACCAACUGAGUUAGGUAUUGAAGAUCCUUCAGAUGGGGUCUUCGACCUAGAUGGCGAUGUUUCUUCUGGUCUACUUCAUGAAUCAUCUGAGAAUGGAAAACAGACAGAACCAUUUGGGGAGUGCACCUCAGAACCGUUGUUGGCAUCUCAGAAGUCUGAUAUGCCAUCAUCUAGAGAUUCUCAUCCUGUAACAAAUGCCUUACAAGUCGCUUACACACAACCUAAGAAGGAGAACACAGAGCUAAACGACUUCUAUGAUGAUUUUGUUCAUGAUAUGGAAGAAAUACUGCUAGACUCUGGUGAAUCAUCUGGCGUAAGAUUUUCUAAGAAUGACAAGAUGUUCCAACUACAGCUCUCUCUGCCUAACAGGGAUGGGGGGCAAACUGCUACAACGUCUGGUCUAGAUGAUUCAUCUCCAACAGCUUCCCAGCGAUUUAGGAUUGAUAGGGUUGAAGUUGUCGGGGUAAAGCAAAAGAAAGGUGAUGUCUCGCUGAGUGAAAGAUUGGUUGGGGUGAAGGAAUACACAGUGUAUGUCAUAAGGGUUUGGAGUGGGAAAGACAAGUGGGAAAUUGAAAGAAGAUAUCGUGAUUUUUAUAGUCUCUACCGUCGUUUGACAUCUUUAUUUGCUGAUCAAGGCUGGACGCUUCCUACACCAUGGGCCUCUGUAGAGAGAGAAUCCAGGAAAAUAUUUGGAACAUCGCCCAAUGCCGUUGCUGAAAGGACUGUCCUUAUUCAAGAUUGUUUAAAUUCAGUUCUCCAAUCCCGGUUUUUUCCCACACUUCCAAAUGCGGUACUUCGUUUUUUAUCCCCUCAAGAUGCAUAUGCUAAUUCUUCUGGGUUUUCUAUAGCAUCUCCAACAGACUCUGCUGGCAUCACUGCUGCUGCAAGCAGUUCUUCGUAUGGAAAUACCAUCUCGUUCAUUGUUGAUAUUCGACCUCAAAAAUCAGUAAAGCAGUUGCUAGAAGCUCAGCAUUACAUUUGCGCUGGAUGCCAUAGAUACUUUGAUGAUGGAGCCACUCUUGUGCGGGACUUUGUGAAAGCUCUUGGAUGGGGUAAGCCUCGGCUUUGUGAAUAUACUGGUCAAUUGUUUUGUUCUUCCUGCCAUGCAAAUGACAUGGCAGUUCUGCCAGCGAGAGUGUUACAUCAUUGGGAUUUUAAUCGUUAUCCAGUUUCUCAAUUGGCAAAAUCAUAUCUGGACUCCAUACACGAGCAGCCUAUGCUUUGUGUCAGUGCGGUCAACCCGUUUCUGUCCUCGAAAGUCCCUGCACUCAACCGUGUUAUGAGCAUCCGGAAAAGAAUAACCAUUAUGCUUCCAUAUGUACGCUGCCCAUUCCGCAAGACACUCAACAAAGGACUCAGUUCUCGGAGAUACCUUCUUGAGAGCACUGAUUUUUUUGCUUUGAGAGAUCUAAUUGAUCUUUCUAAAGGGCCAUUUGCAGCACUUCCUGCAAUCGUUGAGACCGUUAGGAGGAAAAUCCUGGAGCAUAUUACGGAACAGUGCCUUGUUUGUUGUGAUGUGGGGGUUCCCUGUAAUGCUCGACAAGCUUGUGACGACACAUCCUCUUUAAUAUUUCCAUUCCAGGAGAAAGAUGAGGUUAACAAAUGCCGGUCGUGCGGUUCGGUUUUCCACAAGAGAUGCUUAGCAAGACUCUCAAGCUGCCAUUGCGGAGCACAACUAAAGCCGAAAAAGAGCCCUGGAGAGCUGCAAGUAUCAGAGAAGAAAUCAGAUUCUACGUCUGUCUUGCCUCUACGAUUCCUCUCAAGUUUAUUUGGUAAGACAAAACAAGACAAAGAGACCACUAUUCUAAUGGGUUCACUUCCAACCAACGAGCUAUAAAUUGAUUCUUUUAUGUAUGUGUGUAAACUUAAACCUUUGUAAUGUAAAGCUCGAAGCUUGUUUAAACAUAGCUUCUAUUAACUUUUUCUUGUUGAAAGAUAAUAAAAUACGGGUCUAGUG
Arabidopsis arenosa is the source of this 3185-nucleotide messenger RNA. The record is from the annotation of a GenBank genome assembly. Lineage: Eukaryota; Viridiplantae; Streptophyta; Magnoliopsida; Brassicales; Brassicaceae.